AGAAUUAACCGUACAUCGAACCCUGUGAGGAAUUAUCCAAAACAGUUGGUGUAAUCCACUUGACCACGCAACUGUAGCGUAGUUUCCGAUCACUUCCGGCGGCGACCCGCGAUUUCCUAUUCCCAACCCCACAUCAAACUAUUCCGGUUUCCCCAAACGGAAAACUGCUGAAAAAAUCUUUCCAUUUCGAGGUGUUUUAGGUCUUGAAUAUAAGGUUCUCCCCUUAUGUGCAUAAAGAUUGUUUUUUUACUGGAAUUUCUUCCUUAGUUUUCAACAAUGGCGGCUGCUAGCUCAUUGCUGUUGCCCCGUGAAAUGGGGAUUCAUGGGAAAUAUGGCUACAAUUGCCCAUCUAAGGGCAUGUUUGAUAAGAGCCAGAUACAUUCAUCUACUUCGUUUCUUUCAUCACAUUUUUCGCGGCAGGACUUUUGGAGUGUCCACCUACUGAACUGUGUACGGCCUUUAUGUCUCAGUCCUGUAUAUAGUAGACAUAAUAUUUUCCUUUGCCAGUCCAUAUUAAAGCCUACUGGAGGCUUUGAUGUUUCUGUUCUCAAAACAGCCGCUUCGAUAUUGACAAGUUCAUUUAAUGCCCUGCACGGAAGCCCCCUUGUGCAUAAGUUGGCUCCAGCUGUUGGCGUAAUUGCAUUUGCUGCUUGGGGUCUCAGCCCACUCAUACGUUUUGGCUGGAUUCUUUUCCUUCAUAAGAGUGAUAAUAAUUGGAAAAACAGUAACACACAUUAUGUUGUGACAUCUUAUCUUCAACCUUUGUUGCUAUGGGCUGGAGCUACACUUAUAUGCAGGACGCUAGACCCAGUAAUUUUACCUUCAGUCCGAGCACAAGCUGUCAAGCAAAGGCUUUUAACUUUUAUACAGUCAUUAUCUACAGUAGUCUCUUUUGCCUAUUGUUUAUCAAGCUUGAUUCAGCAAACACACAAAUUUUUUGGAGAGACAAAAGACUCAAGUGAUGCAAGAAAUAUGGGAUUUGAGUUUGCAGGAAAAGCUGUGUAUACAGCUGUAUGGAUUGCGGCUGUGUCAUUGUUCAUGGAGCUGCUUGGAUUUUCCACGCAAAAGUGGCUAACUGCUGGGGGUCUUGGUACUGUAUUGCUCACUCUUGCUGGUCGUGAGAUAUUUACAAAUUUUCUUUCAAGCGUAAUGAUCCAUGCGACAAGGCCUUUUGUUCUGAAUAAUUGGAUUCAAACAAAGAUAGACGGUUAUGAAGUAUCUGGUACAGUCGAGCAUGUCGGCUGGUGGUCGCCAACGGUCAUAAGAGGUGAUGAUCGUGAAGCAAUUCAUAUUCCAAAUCAUAAAUUCACGGUAAACGUGGUUAGGAAUCUUACCCAGAAGACUCAUUGGCGUAUCAAGACUCACCUUGCUAUCAGUCACCUGGAUGUGAAUAAGAUCAAUAAUAUUGUUGCUGACAUGCGGAAAGUUUUAGCCAAAAACCCUCAAGUGGAACAACAAAGAUUACAUAGACGAGUUUUCCUCGAUAAUAUUGAUCGAGAGAAUCAGGCUCUUUUGAUCAUGGUGUCUUGCUUUGUAAAGACUUCACAUUUUGAAGAGUACCUUCGAGUCAAGGAAGUCGUAUUGCUGGAUCUUCUUAGAGUUAUCAGUCAUCAUCGUGCUCGCCUUGCCACGCCUAUCCGCACCGUGCAGAAAAUAUACAAGGAGGCCGAUGUGGAUGAAGUGCCGCUUGCUGAUUCUGUUAUCACUGUUAACCGUGCUAACCACCCGUUCCUCCUGAUUGAGCCUUCUUAUAAAAUUAAUAGCAGCGAGGAUAAGCCCAAAGCGGCCACGCCUCCAAGACCUAACCAAGAAAAAGACGGGAAAUCUGAGGUGCAGACGGCUUCCAAGGCUGACGGUUCCCCGCCAAUUCUCGAUGGCAACAGAAUAGAUACUCGCGGCUCUUCGGGGUCUAGUGCUGACACCGAAGCGGGAGUAGCGACCUCGGAAUUGGAUGGCAAAACGCCAAACACUGGCUUUCCCGAUUCAGUUCAAAGUAAAAACGAGAGGCAGCAAGUUGACAAGGUGGGUCCCGGGGAGCCAUUGGUAAGUUCAACAGGAUUGGAAUCUUUCCCGGAAUUGAGCCCCGAGAAGAUAGAUGCGCCUUCGGGUGUUCCACAGGCAAAACAAGACGGUGAAAGACCCGCCCCAGCGCCAUCUCAGGCAGUGGCGAGGCCAACGCUAGAGGAAAACAUACUUCUUGGCGUUGCACUCGAAGGAUCAAAGCGCACGCUCCCGAUUGAAGAAGAAAUGACUCCAUCCCCUGCAGCUGCAGAGUCGAAGGAGCUGGCCGGCUCCGCCUGCCGGAAUGGGAACAGCGCGACGACUGCCGCCACCACCAGCGGCGGCAAAGAUAAGAAGGAUGACGCCGGAGUUCAAAGCUCCCCGAGCGAUUCGAAAGAAUGAUAAAGGAGUGAUUUGAGUGUGCGCAAUAAUGCAGUAAGGCCAUGUUUUUAGCGCCGGCAUUGUGCACUUGUAGAGUCGUACAUGUUACCAAAGUUCCACUGUUGUACUGUAAAACAAGAAUCUGCCACCAUUAAAGUAUUUAAAUUGGUCAAUGAAAAUUGUGCUUCUUAUUUCAGUUUGA
Ipomoea triloba (trilobed morning glory) is the source of this 2584-nucleotide messenger RNA. Its product is annotated as mechanosensitive ion channel protein 3, chloroplastic-like. The record is from RefSeq and is a predicted model, not a curated record. The coding region runs from base 277 to 2403 and encodes 708 amino acids. Gene Ontology annotation, biological process: transmembrane transport. NCBI's taxonomy places the organism in Eukaryota, Viridiplantae, Streptophyta, Magnoliopsida, Solanales, Convolvulaceae. The transcript has 14 exons. Gene Ontology annotation, cellular component: membrane.